Messenger RNA from Colletotrichum spaethianum, 1164 nucleotides. RefSeq names its product ubiquitin thioesterase OTUB1. Gene Ontology annotation, cellular component: nucleus; cytosol. The transcript is spliced from 2 exons. Gene Ontology annotation, biological process: endoplasmic reticulum unfolded protein response; protein deubiquitination. NCBI's taxonomy places the organism in Eukaryota, Fungi, Ascomycota, Sordariomycetes, Glomerellales, Glomerellaceae. The record is from RefSeq and is a predicted model, not a curated record. Gene Ontology annotation, molecular function: cysteine-type deubiquitinase activity. The coding region runs from base 1 to 1164 and encodes 387 amino acids.
AUGAGAGCCAGGUACAAGGGUCCGGGGGGCACCGGUGUCGUCUCCCUCGAAGAUACCGCCACCGUUGGCGACCUUUUCAAAGAGAUCAAGGACAAGACGGGAAUCGCAGACUUCAGCCUCAAAUACGGCUGGCCUCUCCAAACCCUGACCCUCGAACAUAAGGACGCCAACGCCAAGGACCUGGGUCUCAACGGACAGUCUUUCAGCAUUGAGCCAGCUCAGCCCCGGGCCAUUACCCCUCCACCUGCUGCUCCUCCCACCGCCUCGCGGGGUCCGGAAGCCGGCGGUCCGGCGGCCAAAAGGGCUCGCCUCGACUCAGAUGCCGAAGCGACCCCAUCCGAGAUCAGCAUCCCCUGGCCGGAGCUCCUUCGCGUCAUGCCUGAUGACAACAGCUGCCUUUUCACAGCCUUCGGCGGCGCCAUACCGGGCAAGCAGCUCGAGGCCAAGGAGCUCCGCAAGAUGGUCGCAGACUACAUCCGCCAGCACCCCGACGACUACCCUGAGGCGGUCCUCGACAUGCCGGUGGAGAAGUACAUCCGCACAAUUCAGGACCCGGAGCGCUGGGGCGGCGCCAUCGAGUUGGGCAUUUUCUCAGACCUCUUCGACCUCGAGGUCGUCGCCUUUGACGUGAAGUCUCAGAACCCGCUCCGCUUCGGCGAGAAUAAGGACUCGCGCUGCAUUCUUGUUUACUCGGGCAUCCACUACGACCGCAUCGCCUGCAGCCCCUCGGAGCCGCCCUACACCCACUCCGACCUGCCCCCCGAACUCGACCGCACCAACUGGAGCACCUCGGACGACGAGAUCCUCGACAAGACGCGGGCGCUCAUCCGCAAGCUGCACGAGAUGCACUACUUCACCGACACCUCCGACUUCCUGCUGCGCUGCACCGUCCCCGGUUGCGAUUGGCUCGGCAACGGUCAGAAGGAGGCCAACAAGCACGCCAAAGCGAGUGGUCACUCUGGUUUUAGUGAGAUCAAGGACGAGCCUUCUGGCGGUGGUGGUUCUGCUGCUGCUGCUGCUGGCGCUGCGGCCAGCUUCGGUGACAAUGCCCUUCGCAAAUGCAACGCUCCUGGUUGUGACUGGCUGGGCACUAGUCUCGCCGAGGCCAGCGUUCACACGAGCGAGACGGGACACACCUCGAUGACUGAGAUUCCCGACUUUUGA